AUGGCUAAAACAAAUUUAACUAAUUAUUAUGGUUCGUUUACGGAUGAUGAUUCAGGUAUUGGUUUGAAUUCUAACUAUUCUUCAUCUACAUUAAACGAAUCAUUGUUGCCAUAUGUUCCACAAUCGACAAAAUCGCCUCCAUUAUCUCUUUCUGCUACAACAACAAUGAUAGAAAAACGUUCGGAUAAUGUACCAUUCAUUAGAUUUGCAUCAGAUGGUAUUGUUGAACGUAUUCGUCCAGCAACAAUGAAAAAUAGUGAAAAUGGAGAUUUUAUUCUUUGUCGAACAGAUCGUGGAACAUAUAUUGCUCAUCGAACAACAAUCGUUCCUGAUUGGGUUAAUCGUCUCGUUGAAGAAAUCGAAUUUCAACAACGAUAA
This is a messenger RNA of Rotaria sp. Silwood1, 378 nucleotides long. NCBI's taxonomy places the organism in Eukaryota, Metazoa, Rotifera, Eurotatoria, Philodinida, Philodinidae. The record is from the annotation of a GenBank genome assembly.